CGGCACGGACGUGUCGCAGCAGCAACACCAGCUGGAGCAGCAGCAUCGGGGAGCAGCAGCAUUAGUUCCUGAACUGGCCAACGGCCCAACAACCAGCAGCAACAGAUCAUACUGCCAAUUCUACAGAUUAUUUUUUUUUGUAUUUUUUUUGCAUUUUUUUUUCAUAUUUUUUUUGUUGGUUUGCUGGAGGGCCUGCGAAGUAACCAAAGUCAACCAAAGUGCGCAUACAAUUUGAGUGUAGCUGCCAUAAGUGCAGAGUACCGAACUUGUUAGUGGUUAAAAAAAAAAAGAAACUAAAAAAGAUACAGAGUGUCGAACAGUGAGUGAGUUCAAAUUCAGUUUCAGUUUCAGUCCGAGGGGAACGGGAACGGGGAUUAAAAGGCGCAAAAAACUUUUUGGCGCACUAAAGUAGGCAACAGCAGCGCCAACUUUCUGGAUCCCCCUCGUCCAGCACCAUCCAUCUCAGCGCCCACCGAGACACUGCCAAUUAAAGCUGCCACAGCUGCAACGCACAGUCACUGCCAAGAAACUAAGACUCCAGCCAGCAGCGAACAAGUUGCCCAAGAACGACUGCCACUGCCACUGCCAUCAGAAGCAACAACAAUAGACCACCACCAACAACGAGGGCAAUAACAGCUGCAACAACAACGUGUUGCUGCCGCAGAACGCAGCAGCCGCAACGAGAGCGUCAUCUCUGCCCUUCGCACGCCUCUGCGGGUGCCCCAACUGAAGAUGCAGCUAGCCAGGACUGCCAAGAUCGCAACCAAUUCUGCCCGGGCAUGUCACCGGCAACGUUUCUAUGAGCCCAAUGCCGAAGUACGCUGGCAGCACUCCGAGCACUAACCCGGCUGAGUGUAGCCACUAGCACCGCGCGUCCGAACAGCAGAGGCUUCAUCGGAGGAACUAUGAUAACGAGACUCUAUAACACCGAAGAGGAUCCCGCCUACUGCUCGUUCAUCUGGGGGUCCAAUCUGACCAGCAGCGCCGAGGUCCUGGCGGCCAAUGCCACGUCCGUCUUUGGCAGCGACCUGCGGGACGACUUCUAUCGGGAUGUGGAGGAUCCGCGGACCGAAUCGCUGAGGGAGUACUGCUACGGGCUGGUGCUGCCCAUCAUCUGCGCCAUGGGCAUCAUAGGCAACGUGCUCAACCUGAUUGUGCUCACCAGGCGCAACAUGCGUGGCACCGCCUACAUCUACAUGAGGGCCUACUCCACCGCCGCCCUGUUGGCCAUCGUGUUCGCCAUCCCCUUCGGCAUCCGCAUGCUGGUGCACAAGGAUCGGGGCCAGUGGGAGGAGUUUGGGCCCGCCUUCUACACCGCCCACUUGGAGCUUUAUUUGGGCAACGGCUGUUUGGGCGUCGGCGUAAUGAUGUUACUAGUGCUGACCAUCGAGCGUUACGUGUCCGUGUGCCACCCCGGAUUCGCUAGACCGGUGAUGGGACCACCAGGCGUUGUGGUCUUCCUCACCUGCUUGGCCACGGUGAUCGUCUACCUACCGAGCAUUUUCCGCGGCGAGCUGAUCAAGUGCAUCUUCGGCUCGAGCGACGUCUAUGUGUACUUGCGGCGCGACAAUACGAUCUACCAGCAGACCAUCUUCUACCGCGUCUACAAGAUCAUGCUGGAGGUGAUCUUCAAGCUGGUGCCCACUCUAGUGAUCGGGGGCCUCAACAUGCGCAUCAUGAUGGUCUAUCGGCGCACCUGCGAGCGCCGCAGGCAGAUGGUCCUGAGCCGCCCCCACGCCCACGGAUAUUUAAAGGACGACGAUCCCCGCAAGUUCGCCGAGGAGCGGCGAUUGUUCCUGCUGCUCGGCAGCACCUCGAUCUUGUUCCUCGUCUGCGUCUCGCCCAUGGCCAUUCUCCACAUGACGAUCGCCUCGGAGGUCUACCCGAGCUUCCCCUUCCAGGUGUUCCGGGCCAGCGCCAAUCUGCUGGAGCUGAUCAACUACUCGCUGACCUUCUACAUCUACUGCUUGUUCAGCGAGGACUUCCGCAACACCCUGGUGCGGACCAUCAAGUGGCCCUGGCUCAAGGGCAAGUUCUGCCACCAGGCCGAGCACGAGGUGAGUGGCAGUCCACCGGCAACCGCCGGGACUGUAGCCGUAGCCGGAAUCGGAAUCGGAGCAGGAACCGGAACCGGAAACGGACCGGGAACCUCAUCCCGAUCUAAAUGUAAUUUUCAUCCGGCAAUACCGGCGCUGACUCUCACCCCCGCAGAACCCGAGGACCACCCCCGGCUUGCCAAUGGCGUGCUUCACUAAGGUGGACAAGGGCCAUCAGAAGCACCACAUUACCACCACCUCGGGCCUGGGACGAUCGAGUAGCAUUUAGCCAACGCCCAACACCCGACAACACUACCACCACCACUACUACCCAUCCGCUACUCGAGACCCUACUUCCGAACUCCGAGAACCCUUCCAGUCCAGAGUAACCCCACCACCAUCCACUAACAUCACUCCCCCCAGGUCGCCGAGGUGUGAGUCCCAUUUUUCUGCUCUUGCUUGAGAUCCUGCGACACUCGAUGUGUUUAGAUUGCGAUAAGCGAUAAACGAUAAACGAUUAGCGAAAAACGAAAACAAAAAAAUCCAUAAAAGAUAUUCAGCGCCACGCAUUGCGUAUAUAAGUGUCUGUGUAUGUGUGUGUUCCUUAAACAUAUUAAUAACUAUACAAGAAUACAUUUUUUUUGGUAGCACUAGGAUUAGGGAUAAACAAAACUUAAUCGAAAAAUCAUCAAUAAUCGGAAGAAAACGUAAGCGAUAGCAGGAGUUCAGCCAACGAUAGGUAAAAUCAGUUCGAUUACUGGAACGCUGGCCAAUUGAGCCGAGGAGAACCAAGAUAUAGCUUGAAGGAAUUGUAUGUCGCAGGAUCAGGAUCCUUAAAUAGACUUAGAGAUGCAGAUAUGAAGUUAUCGUAAAUGGAAAGCUUGCCAUCUGAAGAUGAAGGAGCUCGUAUACUUUAGUCUUAGAAAAAUUUCACAGACAUAACAGAACAGCUACAGAACAUCAACAGACAAACAUAUAGACAGACAAGACGAAAACACAAAGAGAGAAAGCGAGACGUCGAUGAUAUACUGACAUACAAUACUUAUAUAUACACUUGCAUAUAUCUAUAUGUGAAUGAUAUUUAUGUAAACGACGUAUUUAUGUAUACACGCGUAACUUUAAGCGAAUAUAUUUAUAUAUGCAUAUAUGUAUCUAUUGAUUAUAGCAUUUAAGUGUGCGCAAGAGGAACCCUGAUUCCAACCCGGCCCCAGAUUCAGAUCCAGAUCGAGAUUCUGAUCGAGAUCUAGAUCCAUCUGGCAUCCUGAUGAGCCCUUUCGUCUGACGAAACUGUAUUGAGUUAUUGCGUGAUUGAGAUUGAAUUGUUAAGUUAAUUAGUUGUAGUCGCACUACUUAUAGUUCUACUUUUAAUUCUAGUUAUAAUUCGAGGACUAAGUUAUCUAGUUGUUUAGAGCAAUCGACGCGAUCUGAGAUUCCCCCGACCUUGGUUGUCAGUCUGAAAGGGAAGUCCUGACCUCUGACCCCUUGCAGCACGCGAAGCUAUCUUAACUAAAUGUGUGUACCUAGUAUUAAAACAAAGCAAAGCAACCGAAACAGAUCAGUGAUGUCUAUUUACCCGCGCAACGAGAAGAGUCAGUAGUGCUUCGCAACCCAACGGCCAAGCUAUGGAUUGCAUUGCAUUAAACCUUUAAAUAUCUAAAUGUAUAUCUUACUAAAGAUGAAUUAGGAGAAGCGAUAUUCCCGGCAGUAUGGUUAUAACGAGUAGCGGUGUAGGUGGACUUUUCAAAAUUCGAGAGGAGUUUCAAGAGAGCAAGUAGCUUAUAUUGGCAGCGACUUUAGUGAAUAUUAAGCAGGACAAAUUCUAAAAGCAUAUCGGAGCGAUAUAUAUUGGAUAAUGUUACGUGUUGAGAUCCUCCUCGAAAAAUUCAACGCAAUUUUAAGAAAUUCCUUAUGAUAUAGAUUACGGUUUCAUGAUUUAUAAAAAAUGUUAAGAUCUUUUGCUGUUUUCAAGUAUUUUGGUCACUUCUUCGGGAAAUGUUAUACAAAAUUUUAAAGUUGUUUUGAAAUAGAUAUGUUAAAGAAAACAAGAAAGGAAGUUAAUUUCGGCAAGCCGAAGUUUGUAUACCCUUGCAGUUAUAAAAAAUAAUCAAUGUUAGUAACACCAUGUUAAAUUUUAAAGGAUUGUUGCUAGCUUCACU
Messenger RNA from Drosophila subpulchrella, 4192 nucleotides. Its product is annotated as probable G-protein coupled receptor B0563.6. NCBI's taxonomy places the organism in Eukaryota, Metazoa, Arthropoda, Insecta, Diptera, Drosophilidae. The transcript has 8 exons. Bases 906 to 2255 code for a protein of 449 amino acids. Gene Ontology annotation, cellular component: membrane. Gene Ontology annotation, molecular function: G protein-coupled receptor activity. Gene Ontology annotation, biological process: G protein-coupled receptor signaling pathway. The record is from RefSeq and is a predicted model, not a curated record.